Messenger RNA from Amoebophrya sp. A25, 1607 nucleotides. Lineage: Eukaryota; Dinophyceae; Syndiniales; Amoebophryaceae. The record is from the annotation of a GenBank genome assembly.
AUGUCGCUGUCGUUCUUAAGUAAAUCUGCUGUUCGGUUCGAAUUCACGAACAUUGGGUUUCGAUGGAAAGAACGCAUCGUGCGUGAAGCCAGGAAAGCAAGGAGAGUUAAGAUACUUCACAGAUUGUCAUCCUCUUAUCUUCAAAGAUAGUCCUAUUUGUACGUAUCAUAUCACAGGGAUUUUGUACAACGUAUCAUAUCACAUGAACUAUAGUGAUAGAAAGUACCUAGUCCUCCUAGUAGUAUUUGAGGGAAAAUAAUAGAUAUUUAUAGAGUUCAUCAUCCUGUGACGAAGCAAAGAUUAUUUCUGCAUCUCGAGGGAUCUAAUCAACCCCAGAUCCACGCAGCAAGAGAUCGGGUAGAGCAGUGCUAUGCAACUGCUAGGGAGCAAAUGUUACAGAAAGGACGUGGUAGGACGGAUAAAGAUACAGAAACCGGUCAACAGCGACCGUCUGCGCGCAAGCUUGAGGAGGAGAAGCUACGAGAAACAGCUGGUCGAUAUAUUAAGGCUCCCCCUAUUAAUCCAUCUUCGGAUUCGGAAGCAUCAAUCUUGAAAGAAGAAGCUGGUCCAUAAGGAGAAAGGAGCAUCAAGAUGAGUCUCGUGAUGGAUUAGGGUCGUGAGCUCUAAAUAUAUUGCAGGGCGGUCGGCUUUCGGCUUAGACGAUUUCCCUAUCUCCGCAAGAGGAGCAUUAGACAGAGAAAAAGUAGCAGCAGCUAUGGUUAAGGGUUGGAAGUUGACCCCCCUCUGAGCAUGUCUAUGAGCUUUCCAAGUAGGAAAGGCAUAGAUAUGCGUGGUAGAUCGGUCAACUUACGCCCCCUAAUAUGGAUGGGAGCGGAAUAGGAACGACUCGAGCCCACGACGCAAUGGAUACCUUAUUAUGGUCAACAUUUAGUGUCCAUCAUUCUCGGCAUCUUGGUCCCCUUUUGUUCCCCUGUAUUCUUCUCAUGAAUAUUGCAAGGUAAAAGAGACCCCAAGAAAAGGGGGACCGAGAUGCAUUCUAGCACACGCUAACCUUAUCUGAUUCGGACUUCAAAAAGUUUGCGAAGAUUGAUGCGGAGCUGCUCUCUUUGCAGAUGGACCACACCCAACUGCGAUGGCACCUCAACAGAGCGUUUUUGCCGCCGAAUAUACUUACGGCUUAUAAUAAGGGAUUUGGAGAAUGUAAGUAUUUUGUAUCAACUACGAGUUGGUUAUGAAACGAAAAUCUGUUAUCAUUAUCAAGUUUCUUAAGUAGAAAAGUACGAUAAUGAUAAGAGACUUUGGCUUCAUAUUGGUUCCUUACUUCAAUGAUCAUACUUCUUACACAUAUUCUAGCACAACUUCCACUUUGAUUUUGAUAUUCACAGCAAGAACAGAGUUCGUAGCGGCUGCGCUUCUGAGUGGUACAACUCGGCUCUCUAAUGUACGAAAGCACUAUGCGAUGGGCGGCUCGGAAGCAGAGGGAGACUGAUUAGAGGAAUUAUGAAGCAAAAUACACAUUGCUUGCUGUCGAAACUAAAGCUUGUUUGAUUGAUCAUGGUGCUAAUGCCUAGAGUAUGAUGAUAACAAAGAACCGGAUAAGAAAGGACCUGAAAUAAACUUGAACCUUGAUCAUGUUCAACCACGAU